UUUAGAAGGACUGAACUUGAAUGUGCAGAUACAAAACAAUUAGACUUUUACCAGUAGUGAGUAGAUUUAAUAAUGGCUAAGGCACUUUCAGAUAAUUCUGACUCCGAUUUCUCGGAAGAAGAACAGAGUCCAUUGGACAAAGCUUUCACUAAAGCAUCAGAUCAUGUAAGGAAAAUAACUUCAAAGCUAGACAACACUCAGCUUUUAGAAUUGUACGGUUUGUACAAGCAGAGUACGGAAGGAAAGUGCAAUACUCCAAAACCCGGUUGGUUAGAUGGGAAGGGGAGAAAGAAAUGGGAAGCCUGGAAAAAUCUUGGUGACCUAUCCAGUGACGAGGCGAAGCAAAAGUACAUAGACCUAGUACAAAAUUAUGACCCUAACUGUGAACUCGUCUCGCAAAGCGGACAAAAAGAAACUUGGGUCACUGUCUCCUCGUUGCAGUACACCCCUGAACCAGAACUUGUCGACAAUGAAUUGUCUCUAUUCGAUGCAUCGAGGGAAAACAUGGGAGAUCUCGUCACUGACUUGUUAAUGAAAAACCCUGAGUUAAAGGAAGAGAAAGAUGCGGAUGGGUUGACAGCACUACAUUGGGCUGCCGAUCGAGAUGCUACUCGUGCUUUAAAAGCUGCUAUCAAAGGUGGCUGCAGUGUCGAUGCUGUAGAUAAUUUUGGUCAAACAGCUCUCCAUUAUGCAGCAUCAUGUGGCCACGUAGAAUCUACUAAAAUUCUUCUAGAUGCUGGAGCUACAUUUCUAAAAGAUGAUGAGGGCUGUACUCCUUUAGAUUUAGCCACGGAUAAGGAGGUCAGGGCAAUUCUGAAAAGUGCUAUGAAGUAGUUUAGGAUAUAAUAUAUAAAUGUACAAUAUUUAGUGUUCUAUUAGUUAUUUGGAAUAAAAUUUUUAACUUAUA
Molecule: messenger RNA, 907 nt
Organism: Melitaea cinxia (Glanville fritillary)
Lineage: Eukaryota; Metazoa; Arthropoda; Insecta; Lepidoptera; Nymphalidae
Gene: anox
Product: acyl-CoA-binding domain-containing protein 6
Exons: 1
Coding region: 73-834 (253 amino acids)
Molecular function (GO): protein binding; fatty-acyl-CoA binding
Source: RefSeq, a predicted model, not a curated record